Molecule: messenger RNA, 2180 nt
Organism: Phlebotomus argentipes
Lineage: Eukaryota; Metazoa; Arthropoda; Insecta; Diptera; Psychodidae
Gene: Torsin
Product: torsin-like protein
Exons: 2
Coding region: 55-1116 (353 amino acids)
Biological process (GO): cellular response to misfolded protein
Molecular function (GO): ATP hydrolysis activity; ATP binding
Source: RefSeq, a predicted model, not a curated record
GCUCAUGGCGGAAACUACGCUGGCAUUGAAUUCAGUUUUUGUUUAGUUGAUAAAAUGAAGUCCUUUUGGGUGAUUUUGUUCUGCUUCUUAGCGACCUGUGUGAGGAAUGUUGUCUUGUUAGAGCCUCUGACCACAUUGGCAGUUGUUGGUGGUGGUUCAGCUAUGCUCACAGCCUUAGGGAUCAAUUACAGCACCAUCAAGCUCAACACCUACUGCCGGUGGUACGAAUGCUGCACGCCGGAUUACAUUCCUGCCAAUAUCAUCAAAUUCAGGCAAGAUCUCGAGAAGGCGGUGUUCGGACAGCACAUUGCCAUCAAGAUCGUCACGAAUGCUCUGCAGUAUCACUUCGAAAAUCUGUCCAAGUCAUCAAAGCCACUCGUGAUGAGUUUCCAGGGAACGCCUGGCAUCGGCAAGACGUACAUCACGAAUGUGAUGAAGGAUGCAAUCUUCAAAUUGGGCAAGGACAGCAAAUACGUGCACUUCUUCCGCGGCAGGAGCAGCUUUCCCAACCAGAAGAAGAUAGAUGAGUACAAGGAGCAGCUUAUAGACACUGUCCAGGCCUCGCUGGCUCGCUGUCCCAUGUCGCUGUUCAUAUUUGACGAAGUGGACCACAUGCCCGUGGGCGUGAUGGAAGGCAUCACGCCUCUGCUCGAUCACCCGUCUGGCGACCAGAUCGACUCCAGCAAGGCGAUCUUUAUCUUCAUCUCCAAUGCCGGUGGCCUGGAAAUUUCUCAGCAACUGGCGUCGCUCAUGAACAGAGGUCACAGUCGGGAGGAAACGGAGCUGCAUCUGUUCGAGAAGAUCACCGAGAUGAGUCUGUACAACUCCAAUGGGGCGCUGAUGAAGAGUGGCAGCAUUGAGAAGGCCCUCAUUGACCACUUCAUCCCGUUCUUACCGCUCGAGCAGCGUCAUGUGAAGAAGUGCAUCGAGGCUGAGUUUGCCAGGGUGGGUCUGCCCAAUCCCACAAGCGAACAGAUAAACGAUGUGCUCAAGGAUGUCACGUACGAGAAGGAGCAGUCCUUCUUCGCGACGCACGGUUGCAAGAAGCUGGAGAAGAAAGUGGGUCUCGUGGCUCAAAUGGCAACAAUCUCUCAUGAUAUCUUCUCUGAUCUGUGAUGAGCGUAAUUUUUCCCUGUAAAUAUACCGCAUUGUUUGGAAUGUGUAGAAAAAGAAAAACUGUCUCAAGUCACUUUUGUAAUUUAUAUAUUUUAUUAAAGUCCUGUACUUUAGUAAAUUUUUCAUCUUCGAUUAAAUUAAUUUUACAAGCAUUUUCACCCUUUCAUUUCCUCUUCCUUCCAACACAUUAUUUACACAGAGACUUUCUCAUCUACACAUCUAUAGUUUUGCAAAUUAUUUGCAAAAAAACAGAAAUCCAAAUUGGUCUUACACACUCGCCUAGGAAUACCAUUCGAAACCGACCACGCGUUCCAUGUUGUGAAAACAUGAAAAAGUAUAAAUUGAAGCUAUUUUUAGGAGAGUUGCGUAAUUAAGGUUCUCGCUCCAAAAUUCUAUCAAACGCCUAAACGUGAAUGGACAAUCUUAUAUUAUAAAUUAGGAGGGGAAAAAUGACAUUUCAGACGCUUUCAAUAAAUCUCUCAAUAUUUAACAACUUGAUCCAUACUAUUAUGUAUAUGACUUUAUAAACAUUUUCAAACUACAGCUUCCAGAAUAAUGGAGACGAGAUAAUCCAUUCUUCACCUUGCAUUCACUAUAAUAUUCCAUAUUUCACAUUGUCUUUCGCGCAAGGGGAAAAUAACAACGAAUUGCACAUGUAUUUUUCCAGCGUUAAACAAUAAGAAAAAACAAUAGGAAGAGCGAGGAGUUCUAAAUUAAGGUGAAGGAAAAAUAAAUGGUAAUUCUUAACGCAACAUUAGACUUCUUUUAAUUACUCAAUACCUAUAAUUUUGCAUAAAAGACCAGAUAAAGUAUGUCCAUAUAGAUUAGAUGAGGGGUAAUAUUAUUUUUUUAGAGAUAUUCAGUGACUUUUCACCUAAAUUGUUAUCAUAUUUUUUUUUAUUUGGAGUAGCAUAUUUUUUUUCUUCGUUUCUCCCAUCUUUUCUCACUUGUCUCUCUAUAUACUAAUCCUUUUUUAUAUAUUCAUUUGAAUGUCAUCAACGAGAGUCUAGUAAAGUUAUUUCAACAAAUUUUUCUCACCUUCUUCUUCUACUCAAGAGAAUACC